Messenger RNA from Phaeoacremonium minimum UCRPA7, 1011 nucleotides. RefSeq names its product putative alfa-l-rhamnosidase protein. Gene Ontology annotation, biological process: carbohydrate metabolic process. The coding region runs from base 1 to 1011 and encodes 336 amino acids. The transcript has a single exon. The record is from RefSeq and is a predicted model, not a curated record. NCBI's taxonomy places the organism in Eukaryota, Fungi, Ascomycota, Sordariomycetes, Togniniales, Togniniaceae.
AUGGUAGCUUGGGUAGACAGGGGAAUACGCCGUGGACCAGAUCGCCUUUGGGAUUCUCAACUUUGGCAGCUCGGUGACUGGCUUGACCCAACUGCACCUCCCGAUGAACCGGGUAAUGCCCGCACGAACGGCACUCUGGUGGCCGACGCAUACCUCGUUCAUGUCACAUCCGUCUUAGCAGAGAUUAGCAGAAUCUUGGGAGAAGAGGACGACGCCCGCCGGUAUGCUCUGGAUUUCCAGCAGCUGAAGUCUACCUUCCAAGAGAAGUACAUUGCCCCGUCAGGCUUUCUAGUCGGCGACAGCCAGACUGCUCUCAGUCUAGCACUGGUCUACGAUCUGCAUGCGACACCCGAACAGGUUGCACGUGCAGCGGAACGGCUGGUGGAACUGGUCCGCUUCGCAAAGUUCCGCGUUUCCACCGGAUUUGCCGGCACACCCAUCAUCACCCACGCCCUCACCAAAAGCGGUCACCAUCAGAUCGCUUACCGCAUGCUGCAGGAGAAGAACCGCCCUUCUUGGAUGUAUCCCAUCAGUAUGGGAGCUACCACUGUAUGGGAACGGUGGGACAGCAUGUUACCCGACGGGUCGAUCAACCCGGGCGAGAUGACCAGCUUCAACCACUAUGCCCUGGGCUCUGUUAUAAACUGGUUGCAUGAAUGCGUGGCCGGUGUCAGUCCUCUAGAGCCGGGAUGGAAGACAUUUAGGGUUGCCCCUAUUCCUGGUGGGACCGUUACUUGGGCCGAAGCAACCUAUGAGACGCCGUAUGGCCGGCUAGAGUGCCGUUGGUCGAUCCGGGGUGACGACCAAUUUGAGCUAGACCUGUCAGUUCCCGCGAACAGUAGCGCUCAGGUCAUUCUCCCUCACGAAAGGACUCGAAUUCCGGAAUCGGUGGGGAGAUUUGUCGGAUCGGGACGACAUCAUUUCCAGAGUCGCUGGAACAAAUCUACACAGUGGCCACCUAAACCUUUGCUGCCCCCAGUGGGUGAGUGGGAGGAGGAUACUUUUGUCUAA